AUGUCAGUAUUUGCAGGUGCUGCUGCCAGCCCUGCCUCCCGGGGCUCCCAGUAUUCCCUCUUUUUUCCACAGGCCCUUCCUUACUUCGACCGCCUGGACUACGUGUCCAUGAUGUGCAACGAGCAGUGCUAUUCCCUGGCCGUGGAGAAGCUGCUCAACAUCCGCCCCCCUCUGCGGGCCCAGUGGAUCCGAGGUGGGCAGGAGGGUGUCCCCCUUGGCAUUCCCGGUUUCUGUGGACCCCCAGGACUUCGGGAACUGGGCCUUCGCUGGAAGAACCGCACCGUGGACAUCGGGGUGAUCACGGCCGAGGAGGCCCUGAACUACGGCUUCAGCGGGGUGAUGCUCCGGGGCUCCGGGAUCCACUGGGACCUGCGGAAGACGCAGCCCUACGACGUCUACGACCAGGUGGAGUUCGACGUCCCCAUCGGCUCCCGGGGGGACUGCUACGACAGGUACCUGUGCCGGGUGGAGGAGAUGCGCCAGUCCCUGCGGAUCAUCCUGCAGUGCCUCAACAAGAUGCCGCCCGGCGAGAUCAAGGUGGACGACGCCAAAAUCUCGCCCCCGAAACGGGCGGAGAUGAAGACCUCCAUGGAGUCCCUGAUCCACCACUUCAAGCUCUACACCGAGGGCUACCAGGUGCCACCCGGGGCCACCUACACGGCCAUUGAGGCCCCCAAGGUGACACUUCUGGCCCUGUGACGGGGACAGGGGUCUGUCCUCC
Manacus vitellinus (golden-collared manakin) is the source of this 721-nucleotide messenger RNA. It is a transcript of the gene NDUFS2, whose product is annotated as NADH:ubiquinone oxidoreductase core subunit S2. Gene Ontology annotation, biological process: mitochondrial electron transport, NADH to ubiquinone. The coding region runs from base 1 to 699 and encodes 232 amino acids. Gene Ontology annotation, molecular function: NAD binding; NADH dehydrogenase (ubiquinone) activity; quinone binding. NCBI's taxonomy places the organism in Eukaryota, Metazoa, Chordata, Aves, Passeriformes, Pipridae. The record is from RefSeq and is a predicted model, not a curated record. The transcript has 6 exons.